UGCACUUGACCCUCCCGGUACUUUAAACCCCAGUCCCUGGAUUCAUUUAUUCUAUUUAUUCAACUAGUCCAUGUGCGAUCACUAAUACAUGUGUUUAUGUGAUCUACCGACAGCAUUGAAGAGUUGAAACAAGAAAAAAAGAGAACAGUUUAAAAUGAAUUGUCCAUACUCCACAGCUGUGGGGUACUGCCCUGAGCUCCCCUUUCAUCGGCAUAGAGACCCUUCUUCCCACCUGUCCUGGACUGAGAGUUCCUGCCUGGCCUCCAUUAUGUCACAGAACCAAUCAGGACAGAGCUCUGACAUCCUCAGUCAGGAUGUGUUCAACCAGCUACUGGAGAUGCUAGACCAGUCAGCGUUCCACUCGUCGCAGCCCAUAGAGUUGAACUUCUCAGACAGCCCAGCAGACGAAGAUGGACCAGCAGGGAACACUAUCCAGAUCAGCAUGGACUGCAUCACCAUGCAUGAGGGACAGGAACCACUUUCGUCCCAGUAUACCAACCUGGGGCUGCUGAACAGCAUGGAUCAGAACAUCCAAAAUGGCGGCUCUACCUCCACCAGUCCCUACAACAACGACCAUGUCCAGAACAACGUGUCAGCUCCUUCACCCUACGCCCAGCCCAGCUCCACCUUCGACGCCAUGUCCCCCUCCCCGGCUAUCCCCUCCAACACAGACUACGCCGGGACACACACCUUCGACGUCUCCUUCCAGCAGUCCUCCACAGCCAAGUCUGCCACCUGGACGUACUCUACAGAGCUGAAGAAGCUGUACUGUCAGAUCGCCAAGACGUGUCCCAUCCAGAUCAAGGUGCUGACCAACCCCCCGCAGGGCGCCGUCAUCAGGGCCAUGCCCGUUUACAAGAAGGCAGAGCACGUCACCGAGGUGGUCAAACGCUGCCCCAACCACGAGCUCAGCCGCGAGUUCAACGACGGUCAGAUAGCCCCUCCCAGUCACCUGAUCCGAGUGGAGGGUAACAACCACUCCCAGUAUCUGGAGGACUCCAUCACGGGCCGUCAGAGUGUCUUGGUCCCAUACGAGCCACCUCAGGUGGGCACAGAGUUCACCACCAUCCUAUAUAACUUCAUGUGCAACUCCAGCUGUGUGGGAGGAAUGAACCGACGCCCCAUACUCAUCAUCGUCACCCUGGAAACCAGAGAAGGUCAGGUGCUGGGUCGGCGCUGCUUCGAGGCCAGGAUCUGCGCGUGUCCUGGCCGGGACCGCAAGGCGGACGAGGACAGCAUCCGCAAGCAGCACGUAACUGAUGGAACAAAGACCAGUGAGUGUAUGAAACGCCCCUUCCGCCAGGCCCCCCAUGGAAUCCAGAUGUCCUCCGUCAAGAAGAGAAGAUCCACCGAUGAGGAAGUAUUUUGUCUGCCUAUCAAAGGCCGUGAAAUCUAUGAGAUUUUGGUAAAAAUCAAAGAGUCUCUGGAACUCAUGCAGUUUCUGCCUCAGCACACUGUAGAGUCAUACAGGCAGCAGCAGCAGAACCUCCUGCAGAAACAAUGGGAUCUCUGGGGGGAUGAGAGUAAUGGCCUGUACCCUCCUCUCUCCUGCCCCAGGAGCGCCAUGGCCCCCCAGCCCCAGUAUGGCUCCAGCUCCCCUCCUCACCCCCACGGCAAGGUCAACAAGCUCCCCUCCGUCAGCCAGCUAAUCAACCCCCAGCAGCGCAAUAUACUCACGCCUUCCUCCAUGCCCCAAGGCCUGACUGACAUGACUCCUAUGAUGGGCCACAUGGCUAUGAAUGCUGACAUGUCGACCAUGAGCCCCGCCCACAUCCUGCAGCCCCAGUUACCCAUGGUGCCCAGCUCCCACUGCACCCCACCGCCUCCCUACCCCAUGGACAGCAGCAUCUCCAGCUUUCUUCUGCGGCUGGGCUGCGCAGCCUGCCUGGACUACUUCACAGCACAGGGCCUGACCAACAUCUACCAGAUCGAGAACUAUAACUUGGAGGACCUGUCCCGGCUGAAGAUCCCGCAGGAGUUCCAGCACGUCAUCUGGAAGGGCAUCAUGGAGCACCGGCAGAGCAUGGAGUUCUCCCCUCCCCCCCACAUCCUGCGUACCUCCAGCGGGGCCUCCGCCGUCAGCGUAGGGUCCUCCGAGGCCCGCGGCGAGCGGGUCAUCGACGCAGUGCGCUUCACCCUGCGCCAGACCAUCUCCUUCCCUCCGCGUGACGACUGGUCCGACUUCUCCUUCGACCUGGACUCCCGACGCAACAAGCAACAGCGCAUAAAAGAGGAGGGUGAAUAGAGAGAGAGAGACACUCUGGCCGGAGUGUGUCUCUCGAGUUGUCGGGGAAAAAAAAUUAAAAAGCGCACUGCAACAACAGGUCUGUAAAAGGCCAUUUCCCUGACAUUCACAGAGAUCGCUUUUUACAAACGCUGUAGAUGUCAGCUCAAGCAUAUAUUAGCUUUUAAAAAGUAGAGUGCAGUACUCUUCACAGCAGUGCACCUUGGAUUGAAGCCCCUGGCUCGGUCCCCCUUCAUAUGUCAUACACCUGUUGACCAACCCACUCUCCUAUCACAGUACAGGACUAGGACAUCUCUGCUUCAACGUUCUAAGCGCAGAUAAUCCUAAAUAGCAAAAAUACUAUGCAAAUAAAAAUGCACUUAUUAUUAUUUUUUUUAAAAGCCUUCAUUAGCUGCCAGCUAGAUGAGAGAAAACAGCUAUAUUUCUUUAUUUUUUAUCAAAUUUCUUGAGACAAAGCACUUAAGAAAUGCUUUUGUGAUUUGCUUUGAUAUUGUUUUAUAGUGUUCAUUAUCCAUUCCAAUGUUAACGCAUGACUUGAGAGGAAACUUUUAGGGGUUGUUGUUGUUCUUGGCUGAGAUUGAAUCCAAGGCGCGUUAUAGAGCAGGACACUAGACAGCCAAGAUUUUUCCUGACGUUAAGACAUGUAUUUAUGUCCGUUUUUCAGUCUUGCUGUUGACUCACUUGGUAAACCUAGAAGAACCUCACAUUAAACAGGCGAGUGGCGGCAUCUAGUGGCCACACUGGUACUGCACCAAUCACUGCUAAAUACAAUGUCACAAUGUAGUCCUAUAUUAACGUCUGCUCAAACGUAAAUUACGGUCAUCACUAGUUACCAUAGCCAACAAAUCAUAAUUAUGGUGAACCCUUUGCCUAUUUCUAUCAUUUUUCUAAUUAAAAUCUGAUUUUAAACCUAAACCCACUGCCGACAUGAUGACUAAUCUGAAGACUUGAUGAAUUUGACGAUAUAGCCAUUUUGACUUUGUGGCUGUGGUAACCAGGGACUACCUUAAAGAACCUAUAAAAGUCCAAGUGUACUAUGCCGCUCUAUUUACAACCCGUUGGGUUGAAUCCCAGUCUCUGCUGCUCCAUACUGGACUGUUAUGGUUACCUGUUAUUUUUAGUUCACAACACUGUUUUGACCUGAUUGUAUACACUUCCAAGAUACAUAUAUUUUUGACUUCCUGUCAGGGAGAAGUGUUAAUAACAUGCUGGAACUGGUUUUCUACUGUGCCUGUGUUAAACCCUCGAGAUGCCCAGGAAACCUGGGAACGUUAACCCUAGUGUUAGCCGUCGUGUUUAUAAGUACCUAAUGUAUUUCUACGUGAACGACAAUAAUGCAUUAUCACACAAACCGUUGGUACCUGAAGUAUUUACGUUGAUCAUAAACUGAGUAACUGAAACUAACAAGAAACUCAAUAUGCUCAUAGCCCUUGAUGUUGUGAUGGUUACCAAUAAACGUGACCCGAUUGUGAUGGUGUUCACCUUUCCUAUUGUUGUGUCCCAAAUGGCACCCUACGCACUACUCGACCAGGGGGCCCUGAUCAGGGGUAGUGCACUAUAUAUAGGGAAUAGGGUGCUAGCCCUGAUCAGAGGUAGUGCACUAUAUAUUGGGAAUAGGGUGCUAGCCCUGAUCAGAGGUAGUGCACUAUAUAUUGGGAAUAGGGUGCUAGC
Messenger RNA from Oncorhynchus mykiss (rainbow trout), 3916 nucleotides. The record is from RefSeq and is a predicted model, not a curated record. NCBI's taxonomy places the organism in Eukaryota, Metazoa, Chordata, Actinopteri, Salmoniformes, Salmonidae.